This is a messenger RNA of Penaeus indicus, 7432 nucleotides long. RefSeq names its product transmembrane protein 184B-like (gene Tmep). The record is from RefSeq and is a predicted model, not a curated record. Gene Ontology annotation, cellular component: membrane. NCBI's taxonomy places the organism in Eukaryota, Metazoa, Arthropoda, Malacostraca, Decapoda, Penaeidae. The transcript is spliced from 11 exons. Gene Ontology annotation, molecular function: transporter activity. Gene Ontology annotation, biological process: transport. The coding region runs from base 199 to 1845 and encodes 548 amino acids.
CGCCAUCGGGAUAGUGUCAGACGUCGCUCGGUCCGUCGCGAAAACCCUUAAUCUGAGUGAACUGGAAGUCGAUGUGCUUGCGAGUGUGAAGAGUGAAUAGUGUUAUGUGCUAUGAGUGUAUACCCGAUAAGGAAUAGUGAGCAGAGCGCCCUAGGAUAGCGAUUUGCCCGGUCGAAGAAGGUGUGAGUGUCCAGCGUGAUGGGCGCAGGCGACGGCGACGCGGCGGCGACGCCCACAUUGGCGGCGGCGGCGACGGCCUCGAGCACCGCCUCCCCCGCCCUCGCCGCCUCCUCCACGCUCGCGCCGCCCUCCGUGCUGGCCAGCUCCACCAUGCCGCCCGUGAACCCGCAGGAGCCGCUGCUCUUCCUGCAGACCACCGCCGCCCAGGCCAUCGCUGGGGCGUUCGUGUGGGCGGCGCUGCUCAUCACGUGCCACCAGAUCUACCAACACCUGCGAUACUACAGCAACCCAGCAGAACAGCGAUGGAUUGUGCGGAUAUUGCUGUUCGUUCCCAUCUACGCCUUCGACUCCUGGAUUUCCCUCCUCUUUUUCAACAAGGACAACUACUACAUCUAUUUUGACACAAUCAGGGACUGCUAUGAAGCAUUUGUGAUCUACAACUUCUUGAGUCUGUGCUACGAGUACCUUGGAGGAGAAGGCAACAUUAUGAGCGAGAUCAGAGGGAAGCCUAUUAGAUCGUCAUGCAUGUAUGGCACAUGCUGCUUGGCAGGGAAGACGUACACCAUUGGGUUCCUUCGCUUCUGCAAGCAGGCAACCCUGCAGUUCUGCUUUGUAAAGCCGGUCAUGGCCUUCAUAACCAUAAUUCUACAGUACUUUGGGAAGUACCAGGAUGGUGACUGGAGUCCUGAAGGCGGAUACCUGUACAUCACCAUCAUCUACAAUAUCUCAGUGUCGCUUGCCCUGUACAGCCACUUGCUCUUCUAUUUUGCCACGAGAGACCUCCUGCAGCCGUUUGAGCCUGUGCUCAAGUUCUUCACCAUCAAGUCCGUCAUCUUUGUCUCGUUUUGGCAAGGUGUAUUAUUAGCUAUCCUUGAAAAGGCUGAAGUUAUCAAAGGAAACCCUAACCUGAACACGGGCACAGUCUCUGCUGGAUACCAGAACUUCAUUAUCUGCGUAGAAAUGUUUUUCGCCUCCGUUGCCCUGCGCUACGCCUUCCCUUACCAAAUCUACGGAGAUUUCACCGUUACUGGCACGGGUCGCACAGUCACCAUGCAGAGCAUUUCGUCAUCUCUCAAGGAGACCAUGAAUCCCAAGGACAUUAUGACGGAUGCCAUCCACAAUUUCCACCCACAGUACCAGCAGUAUACCCAGUAUAGUGCAGGCGACACCGGCCGUCCAACUCAGGUGCUCACGCACAGCUAUGACAUGGAGGAGCUCCGUCCAGACCUUUUGCCUGUCUCCUCUUCCACCACCACCACCACCACUCUAGCCUCUGACACUCUCCCCACCAUCACCACCACCACCAAUGCCCCCAGUCAAGUUGGUGGAGGUGGUGGAGGCACGGUAGUCAACUCAGGCCAUGGUGUCAUCUCCACCGCAGUCCGAGCACAACAGACCCAGGACCUUGUGAGACUGCCCCCUCCGCCCUCCAAAGGAGGCACCACCAGAGGGUCGGGGCACACAGCGGUUAGCACCUAUGAUGCCGACGAAGUCCCGCAGUCCAAUGGAAGCAACGGAAUGGGGGGAAUGGGAGGAGGUGGCAUGGGCGGUGGGAACGGGGGAGGCCUUGGCGGAAGAGCCCAGAAUGGCGGCCGGAACGGCAAUGGAAGAGCAGCAUAUAACGAGAAGACAAUGCUCUUAAGCUCAGACGACGAGUUCCAGUGAGGCCGGGGACACCACAAAGGAUGUUGAGAAGAAACCUUCACUUCCGCUGCUGCCUUUGGGCCAAUGCCUUCGCCAGAGGAGCUCCCAGGGACGGGAUUCGUGGACGCCGGGAACUGCCACAUUUCUCGGCUUACUUUUGUCUUGUCUUGGCUCGACUUUUAUGCUGCUGCUGUCAUCUUUCUCCAAUUUUUCUUUCAAUUUUGUACAACCUCAUGUGUUUCCUGGUUCUGCGUAUCUAUCUAUCUCUCGCACUUUCUCUCUGCAUAGAAAUUUAUUUUAGUUAUGGCUUUGUCCAUUGUGAAAAGUAAAUUGGAGCCCCUUUUUUCCUUUUUUUUUCUGCUCAGACAUCAAGAAAAAACUUUACUUUAUUGGUGCUCCUCAUUUUUUUGUUUGUAUCUUAAAGGGUCAUAGCACAUAAAAUAAAAGAGUUCCUGUAUAUAUGGACAUUGGAAGCAAAAGUUCCUGGGGUUAUUUCAAGCCUGUUUUAAACCUUAAUUUGAUAUUUGCUGUACUUUCUUGUUUUUUUUCUUGUUAAGUUAUUCUGAGUUUUUAGUUUUCUCCUUUAUAUAUAUAUAUAUCUUUCUAAGUUUGUAAGACUCUACUAGCAGGUGCUAAACAGGUUUGAGAUGAGAUGUGGAAGGGAAGCUGUUCAUUUAUCCCCCCUUCUAGGGUUCAGAAGGGUAAAUGGAUGUUAUGGAUAAUUUCCUGGUUUUACCAUCCAUUGUUUACAAAUAUUAUUCAAACAUGUUUCGUAAAUGAAGUUGUGAUACAGAAAAUCUUAAAAAAAAAAAAAAGUUUUAUUUAAUUUCUUAAUUUCUUUGAUUUUUCCCCCCCAUAUCAAUAAGAAAGUUUUAUUUAGUUCAGUCAUUCACUUGAUACCCCCCCCCCCCCCAUUGUCAGAAAGAAACAAAGCUUUAUUCUUUUCAUUCCUUUGAUUUUCUUCCCCAUAUCAGAAUGCGACAUUCUACUUAUACAUAUAUCUGUAUACACCCAGGUAUGAUUGUUAUAUGUAUAAUCUUUUGUGAUAACAGAUUUACAACUGCUUGUCAUAUAUCAAGACAUGUUCAAAAUGUAUAAUGUAUUUGUAUGACGGGACUCUCUGUACAACAUUAUGAUCUUGGAGAAACAAGAGAUAAGAAAGUCACCUUGAGAUAAUACUCGGGUAUUUAUUGAUAAAGUGAAGGAAGGUCAUCUUAACUACUUACUCAUUUGUGUGUGUGUUUGCGUGUAUGUUGCAUCAGCUUUCUUUUCUUUAAGAGUUUUGAUGUUCAGUUCUCAGAUCAUCCAGUAGUGCAAAAAAGAAUCUUAUUGUUCAUCUGAAAAUUGUUUACAUCAAUGGUACAUGUAUCCGCUCUGAUGGGCGUUGCUUGCCAAGAGGAGAAAAUUCACUUUGUGUCCAAAAUACUCAACCACUGAGUUUGCUAGUUGGCUGAUAAGUGGCUAGAGGAUAUAAUUACAGGAAAUUGUAUCAUUAAUGCACAGAAGAUUCACAUUCCUUGUCUGGCAGUGUCCUAUCACGGGUUUUGAAUUUGACAUUCCUCCAAUCCUUGAACGUGAAUGUCCUUGUUGACUGGUGUAAAAUGAGUCAGUAAUGUAGAUAUUGCAGAACAUUGCAAAAGCAGGAGAGGAAAUGCAAGGAAAUUACUGCAGGUCAAAGCACAGUGAUAGACCUUCAAUGCUAUAGAACACAGAUAACAUUAAAGUAGUUAAGAUGGUCUUGCUUUUUGUAAGUGUUGACGGACAUUGCUUAAAAAAUUUAAAAAAAUAAACUAAAAACUAAGUAAAAAAAAAAAAAGUUUUUGGCUUCAAAAUUUAGCAAUUAUAAGAGAUGAAAGGAGAUGAUGGUGUAAUCGUCACGAUGAAUAGCAAUUGUCGUAGGAUUUUUUGUCUCAUGGAUUGUCGUUCAUUUCGGCGAACCAAGUGCUGUCCUUGCUGGAUUUUAAGAUUUUCUGGAGGAAGAUGUAGAUGAAUAUUUGACACUUCAAUUGUUGCCUAAAAGAUAACUCUUCAUAACCCUAUCUACAUGAUCUAAUAUCAUCAGUUUCCGCAGAAUAUGCAACAGUGUAUGAUAUUGCAUAUGCAUAAAGUUUUCUUAUUUUUUUCUGCAAUGAAAGAUAUUCUAUAGUUUUGUUGGUAAUGAUUUUCUAAUUUAUAUACUUUUGUAGUUGUCUUGUCAGGAAUCUAAAUCAGUUCCUUAAGGAUUCAGGGUGCGUUUGAUAACAUUAAUUGCUUCUCUUUUUUUAUUAUGGAAAUUUGCAUAUAUACAUACAUGCACUAACACAAACAUUUGUGAUUAUUCAAACUAUUUUUAAUUAGUGUUACACACACUACAAAAUAACACACACACCUACAUGCACACACAAGCAUAAGCAAAUGUGCACACAUACACAAGUGCAUGCGAAUGCACAUGCGUGCAUACGUGCAUGCACACACACACGCCUACACACAUGCACACACAUACAUGCGCACACACACGCAUGCACGCACACACACGCACACACACACACACACACACACACACACACACACACACACACACACACACACACACACACACACACACACACACACACACACACACACACACAAAAUUACCUACAUAUGUAUACACGUCACACACACACAUGUCACGCAUACAUAAACACUUAUGCAUACAUACAUCUAAAUGUAAAUGACAUGUAUAUAUUUCUUCUUACUUUCCCCCAAGAAAUUGCUAUUAAUGUUAAAUUACUCACCAUUAUGUUGGGAGUCUUUCCACAAAUAUACAAGAUGUUAAGAUAAGAUAUAACAAUCUAUAAUGGCUGUCCAGAACAUAUUCUGAUAAAUGUUGUAUGUAGUGUAUGAAUUAUGUUGUACUUAAAGAACAGAAAAAAAUAUAUAUAUGAAUAAAAAUUGAUGAAACUGAAAUAAUUUAUUCAGUAAACUUGCAUGAGAGUUGUUUGGCAAGGUACAAGACUAUGUAAUACAAGAUGUUUUGUUGUGGCUAUAGUUUCAUGUAGGUAACAUAUGGAUCUUGUAGAGCUUACUAAUCCACACGUCAGAAGUGGCCUUGGACAGUAAGUAAACAAGCUAAUUUCUGAUUAUCAAAAUUUGGAGCUUUUUGCAACUCAUUUCAUUGCUGAAAAAAAAAAAAAAAAUAAUAAUAAUAAUGAUAAUAGAUUUUAUAUAUAUAAGUAUAUAUAUAAACACAUUUUUUGUGUGGUUCUUACUAGGCUUGAGUCCUGAUUUUCAUAUCAUUUGUGAGAGUCUUGGAGGAUGUUUUCAGGACAGAGUAAACGACAGCCUUUCAUAUCAUCCACCGUAUCCGGAGGCUCUCGUCUGCUGGUGCGUAGUUCUUGGCCAUUGCUGAAGUUCCGUUUCUUUUGAUAUGUCACAAAGUAUCCUUCCAUGUAACUUUCUCAGUGGAACUGUUGUGUUAUUUUUUAUAGUUGAGAAUAAUAAUGAUAGUAAACCAAAAGAGUUGCCGAGUGACCCACACAUGAUUGAAGGGAUGUUCUCCUGCGACUUACCAUGCCAGUGAUCUAACUAUAAGGAGUAGCAGCCGUACGAUGUUCCAAGCCAUACUUUCGCUCAGCAAUCGUAAAGGAAAUUUGCCCAAAACCAAAGAAUUUAUUUGUACCAUUCCAUUUUAGAUAUCUGACAAUUUAUGAAAAUGGCAACUUUUUUCUUAAGGCAAAUUAUAAUGCACAAGUUGAACAAUUUUUUUUUUUGUUUUUUGUUUGUGCCAACUCUUGUUUUGCUGACGUACUUAUUAAAGGAGGGAUCUUGUUUGUGUAGGCUAGGCCUCUGAUUAUAUUUUCAUAUAGCAUUGAUGUGCUGGUAAUCAUGUUUCAUAAUCUAUAGGUGUGAAAUGAAUUAAUGAUUAUUUUUCUUAGUCACUAGAUAAAUAGAAUUUAGCGUAAUAACAAAUUAUUUGGAUCAGAAUAUAUUGGAAUUUGUGUAUGAAUGUUUCUACUGAAGUGUGACUGAAAUUUCAUGUAGCUCUAUGAGGUGCACCCACAGAAUGCGCAGUAUGUGGGUCAAACAAGCAGUAAGGGCCAGAACACGUAGCUUUUGUAUCUUCUUAGUUGUUGAUUUUCCGACAGCAUAUGUAGCACACCAAAUGCAAAUAGGAAGUGUGAUGGAAUAUAAUUAUAUUUUUUAGCCAGAAAAUAUGUAAGGGACGAAUAAAACUUAAUUGUUUACGGGUUUUAUCCUUCCCAAAUUUUGCAAUAUUUUACCAGUAAGCUUUGAUAAGAGAACUAUUUUCUUUCCUUUUGGUCUUCUCUUUGACUGAUGAAAUAUAUUACUUACCAAGGGUCACCAUUGUCCAAGAUUAUGUUAUAUGUUUUUUAUUUUAUUUUCUUUUUCUUUUUCCUCUUUGUAAAUAGAGAAUAAAUUUAUUUUCUCAGCCGGAAAUGAAAGGAUAAUCUUGUACCAAUAUGCACAUUCAGAUUUGUUUUCUUCCUCAGAUACAUAGAGCUUAUAAUGUACUAAAGAAGAGGAUGCUUCUGAUAUAUAGUAACAAAGCAACCACUUCCCUGUUCUGUAAAUAUGAUUGUAUUCUUUACGUGGAGCAAGACAGAUAGGCAGAAUGAACAGGUUUCCAAGGACAGUAGAACACCAUUAUACUAUAGGUAUAAUAAGCAGGUUUGGCUCCGUCUCCAAAGUGGCUGAGUAGUUAUUUAGUUAUCCCCUAUCAUAUGCUGAUCUUUCUCUGUGGAUACACUUGUUAUGGCUCAUAAUUUGAACACAGCAUUGACCUCACAAAGUUAGAUGUACAAGGGUGCAGUGUGCAGGGAGAAGGUGCAGUGUGCAGGGAGAAUUUUUGAUAGGCUUAUAGGCUGAUGAUGAUAUGUAGGAAUGUGUAUAUUCAUUCAAGAAUUUCUUUUCGUCUGGUAGAUAUUUCAAAAUGAAAAUUUGCUUUAUUUGAUCACAUCAUCUAUUUUUACAGCUGUAUUUUUAAGCUGUAUGUCAACCCUGCGUGUAUCUCUUGUCUUGCGAUUACUACUUGUUUCAUAUUUAUUGAAGUGUGGAUUUUUCUUUUUCUCUCUUCUGUCCUGCUUCUUUUUUUCAUUUCUGUGUUUAUGGUUUCUGCUUCCUGUAUUCUGUGAUGAUUUUAUAUAUAUGUAUUCUCUUUUUUGUCCUUUCUGAUGCUUCUUUCUUUAAUUUGAACAUAUUGUUUUUUAAGUGUCCUAUUUUCCUUUAUAUGUUUGCCGGUGUAAAAUAUUUCUUUCUUAUUUUGUCUCCAGCAAGAACUAUUGUUUGCUUUCAAAUUUGCAAAAAGAAACUAAUAAAGAUUAUCAAUUACUUUUUAUCAAGUGUAUCACCUCACCGCAAGGUUUAUAUAUGCUUUGAAGAAUAGCACAUUGACUUGCCAUAUUAUUUUUUGAGUACUUCAUACAGAACAAAUAAACAGCAAGUCUUGUAUAGGAACAUUCUUGUGUAUUCCUGUGAUUAUUCUCAAUCUAUCCAUUGUGAUUAUGUGUUUUAAUUGUCACCAUUGUAAUCCUGAUAUGUUGUAAAAGAGCGUUAUGUGUAGCAUGUAGCCCAUAGACAUAUAUAUAUAUAUAUAAUAUAUGAGGUAUGAAAUCAUUGGAGUGGCUUC